This is a messenger RNA of Lobosporangium transversale, 1524 nucleotides long. RefSeq lists its product as hypothetical. The record is from RefSeq and is a predicted model, not a curated record. Bases 1 to 1524 code for a protein of 507 amino acids. Lineage: Eukaryota; Fungi; Mortierellomycota; Mortierellomycetes; Mortierellales; Mortierellaceae. The transcript has a single exon.
AUGCCAUUUGGCGAUAGCAGCCUAACAAGGAUUCUCAGGACUAUCCGUCCAAAAAACAGCGUCUUAUGCACACCUAUUGGCCAAACAUCUAUCCGGAAUAGAUUAAUCUAUAGAAAUAAUCAUACGUUUUCUUGCGUAGGGAUAGGAAUGGGAGCAGUAACAGAAGGAGGACCAGCUAUCAGACAUAGUGCUACAAAACCACCUCUUUUAAACCAGUGCUAUAGCUGCUUUACAACACCAGCAUUGUUACCACUACCACCAUCAUCAUCGCUAUUACUGUUAUCAUCUAUCAGAAGGCCUACCAACUUGUUCGAAACAUGUCAAAGCUUUUUCCCACGCCAUGUAACGGCUAAGAGAGGCCUCAUACAGUGGACCAAACCUCGCCAAUUCGUAACAACAAUACCUCCUACACACAUAUUUUUAUCUUGUCGCCGUUCGCUGCUAACAUUUCGACAACAACACCAUGGACUAAAACAACAGAUUCGACAGAGAUCAUCAUAUAACAACUACAACAACUACAACAACUACAACAACUACAACAACUACAAUAUGCCGAGGCCUCCGAGGCCACCAAGGAGACCCAUUCGGUUUAUGUUCAAAGUGAUGAUCAUUUCUGCUGUGGUCGUGGCUGUACCGGUCAUAUUGAUGUUCGGAGCGCCCUUUGCCACCGUCCUCUUUAUUCCCGUCGUUAUUGGAGGCGUCUAUGGUGGGGCGUUAUUAUUAUUAACAGGCGGAAUCCUUUUCAUUCUCUUGCCCAUCCUCUUCCUCGGGGGAACGAUUUCGUCGAUAACCUAUGCAAUGCCCGCUAUGUUGGCCAACAGGGAUUUGGACAAAAUUUUGAAACGUGCUCAGAAACAAGCAGCAUCAGGGAUCUAUAGCUCUACACCUGCAUUGGAUCUGCUGGGUUCUGAAUGGGAGAUCCAAAGGGCAAGACCCAACCAAGAGUGGUUCCACUGGGUCUUCCCCGAGAAUGAGAGACAACUUGAUAGAGUCAGCAUUCGUUUGGGUCUCUUUCACUCAGACAAGCCAAGUGAUCAUCACAAAUGGGGUGAUACGGAAGAAAGUGGCAACAUUGGGACUUUUGUACAGGAUAAUGAUGUGUAUUGGAAUAAUAAUAACGACAUUGACAACGAUAAUGACAAGACCUCGUCGCUAUCAACUUCAACAUCAUUACCUUCAAUCUCUACCCCAAGGGGCAACUAUAAGAAUGUUUCGACAUUUGCAAUCAAUAACAUGCUCAUUAGUCAAGACCACGACCACCUUUUGAUCGAGGUUCAAGAUCAUGGCGCAAAAUUGUUAAACCAAAAAUGGGGAAAGAAAUAUUUGCAACUAGCUGGAAUUGUGAAUAAGGCUGCAGACGAGUUGGAGACUGUCGUUGACCCGGAACUGAAAUUGGGCGAUCAAGUUGUGCUGGUCCAAAAGAAAAACAGUAAAGAUUCGUUCUGGAGAAAGCUUUCAUACAAUAAGAUGGCCCUUCGCAUCCCCGUGAGUCGCACUUGGGUUCACGAUGUCACGGAUGAGUAA